AUGAAGAGUAAUGAUUUAUCCUCAGAAACUCUUCCAUGGUACAUUAAAGGACAAGACACACAAGCAUUAUUCUAUUAUCAAUGUGAAAGAUAAUUCAUUGCAACAAUUUCUGGAUAAGAAAUUUAUAGAACUUUUUCUAGUAAGUUAUAGGAUGUCACUUAAAUUAAAUUAGAGGCUGAUCUAUAUUUUAAUUUCUUUGAUGAUAGCGAAGUUAUCAUUGCAAUAGACGACAAGAUAAUAUAUCAAAAUUUGUUUUAUAAAUCACAAAUAGAAUUAUAUAGUAAUCUUUGUUUGGAUCCAGUAGGCAAUCAUUACUUUACUACUAUUGAAAUAAUAUUUGACUUUUAGGUUAAGGCUUAAAACGCUAUUUCAAUAAAAUUUAAUUCAUUAAAUGGAAUAGAAAAUUCUUAUUAUGGAAUUAGAAACAUAAACCUUUAUACAGAUGGAAUCCAAAUGGGUUGUCCAUCAAAUACACCAAUAACGUAAUUAUCAAUCUGUACCAAAACUUGUGAUUCUACUAAUUAAUAGUUGCAAUCGCCAUUAUUGACAAAUUGUAUUUCAUAUCCUUCGUCGUCAAGUAAAAAUAAUACUUAUUUUUAGAUGUUUUUUCAAGAACAUAUCCAGAUUUAUCCAACCUUAUCAAAUAUUAGAUAGCAGAUGGUGUAUGGGUAAGCGAAGAAUUUAAGCAAAGCACUAAUGAAAAAAUGAAACAAAUCACUUUCUCUACUUUCACUAAUGCUUUAACAAACUGGAAGGUGCAAUUAUAAGGCAUUAUAUAUUUAAUUGGAGAAUGGAAAGAGGGCUCAUAUGUAAGAUUAAAGCUGAAUUCAACUAAAGAUACCACAACAAUCAAAAAUGUGGUUCUUUAACAAGAAACCAUUUAAUAUUCCACUUCAUUUACUAAUUAAUUUAAGUAUACAUAUUUUAUUGAAACAACAACUACAGUCACGUGUACAACAAUUGACUGUUAAUAAACUGUAUUUAUGAGAACUGAUUUCUAAUACGAGCUUGUUACUAUCAAUAAAACAAAUAAUAAAUUUGUUGCCAAUCCAUCUAAUCUUUUUGAUGUUUAUUAGACUAAGCUGACUUUACUAAAUGGAACAACUAUUCAAGUUUCCAAAGUUAUACUAAAUACAGAAUGCCUCAUACCUUCUAAUCCUUAAUUUUUAACAUUUAGUAUAGAAUAAAAUGUAUAAGGAGAUAAUGCUAUGUAUGCAUUUUAAGAUAACAUUUAUAUUUAUUCUGCAUCAAAAUUAGAUUAAGGAUGCUCGUCUUAUUCUUUAUAGGCAUGCAUCAAAUGUAAAUCCCCAUAUUAUGCUCAUUUAGGCAAGUGUGUGCCUUAAUGCCCAAUCCAUAGCAGGGUCUUAGAAUCUGUUAAAAAUUGUACUGAUUAUAAGAAUAUUGAAACUUUGCAAUAUACUCCAGGAAUAAGCUAAAACUCAAGCGGAAUUUAUUUAAUAUAAGAUUUCUAUACUUUAGAUUUUGAUUCUAUAACAAUUUAAAAUACUUUUAACAUUUAGCCUAAGAGAGAUAAUAGUUUCACUAAUUUACUCUUCUCAAAUUUACUAAAUAAUAAAAUAAUUGGAGGAUAUGCAACUUGGGGCUAUGGAAGUUAUGUAAAAUACCUUUUUGAUUUGCCUUAUCAUUAUUAAAUUAGAAUUUAUUGCACAUUAUAUUUUAUAGAUGGAUGGUCUAUUGAAGACUAGUUUAUUAUAAAAAUUGAUGAAACGGAAUACGUAUAUACUAUAAACGACAUAGAACCGCAAUAAUUAACAGGAAAGUCAGAUGUGGAUUAUAGUUUGCCUAUUUUUAUAAGACAUGAACAUUAUGAUGAAUUAUUAACCAUAAAAUUUACCUGUCUGAGUGAGAACUAUAAUGAUUCAAGGGAAAAAUCGUGUGGAAUGAAUCAAAUUUUCAUUCUAUAUGAUAGGAAUGUUAAUUAUUUGUGUCCCUAAUAAAAUGAGUUCUAUUAGUAAACCUCUUAAACUUGUGCAAAUUGUACUACUAAAGGAAUAGGAUGCAUUGAGUAUUAGUCGUAAGCAUUUAUGAAAUGCAAUUAUCGUUGUUUCACUUGUUCACUUGAUUUAAAUUAUUGUUUAUCGUGUGAUCCAGCAUUAAGAAGGGUAUUCAAUAAUAAUUAAUGUAUAUGCAAAGACGGGUAUUAUGAAUUAGAUGAUGUGCCACAAUGCAAAAGUAAUGAUCUUCUUAUAAGCUAGAAUGCCUUUUUCCUUGUUUGACUUGUGAUAAAACUUAAUGUUUAUCUUGUGUUGAUGAUCGAGAAUUAGAGUUAGGGAAAUGCAAUUGCAGAUAAGGUUAUUAAGAAAUAAAUCAAUAAUGUUUACCAAUAUGUCAUUCAACCUGUUUAACAUGUGAUGGAGUUUCAAAAUCUAAUUGCUUAACUUGUGACUUUUUAAUAAAUAGGUACCUUGUUGAUAAACAAUGUUUAUGUAAGAAUGGAUAUUUCGAGGAUGAAGAUUAGGGUUGUCUUAAGUUAUGCUUGAACCCAAAAUACUGUUAUGCUUGUGAUGAGCUAGAUUAAUGUAUUUAAUGUUUGCCAAAUUAAAAAAGAGUGUUAUCAAACAAAUAAUGUGACUGUUAAUAAGAUUAUUAAGAAAAUCCAACCACAAAACUAUGUGAAAUGAUUUGUCAUUAUUCCUGUUUAAGUUGUUCACAACCAUAAUCUUCAACUAGCUGUAUUUCAUGCGAAUCAAAAGAUGUUAGUUUCAGAGAAUUAGGAGAUCAAUCUAAUUGUGGAUGCAUUGAUGGAUAUAAAGAUGAAGGUAAUUAAAUUUGUGCGAAAAUACCUAAUUGCCAUUAUUCUUGUGAUUUAUGUUAUGAAUCAAAUAAUGAGAAUUUAUGCAUUGAUUGCUAAUCUAAUAGAUAUAUGAAUGAAAAUAAAUAAUGUACUUGCAAAUUAGGACUUAAGGAAAUAGAUUAGAUUUGUGUCCUUGAUAAUGUCGAUAAUAACUAAAGUAGUGGAAAUGAUAAUCAAAAUAGCGGAAACGAUAAUUAAAAUAGUGGAGAUGAUAAUUAAAGUAGUGGAAAUGAUAAUCAAAAUAGCGGAAACGAUAAUUAAAAUAGUGGAAAUGAUAAUUAAAGUAAUGGAAAUGAUAAUCAAAAUAGUGGAAACGAUAAUUAAAAUAGCGGAAAUGAUAAUCAAAACAGUGGAAAUGAUUAUUAAAAUGGAGGAAAUAAUAACCAAAAUAUUAUUGAAUGUGAUGAUGGUAAUGAUUUACCUAGAGAUGGAUGCUUUAACAAUUAUAUUGAAUAGUAUUGGUAUUGUACCCCAAGAAGUUAAUCUUAGUAUUCUGUAUGUUCAAGAUGUCACACUAAUUGUAUAUACUGUUCAUUAAACUCUAUUUGUGAAUUAUGUAUUGAUGGAUAUUACAUCAAUAAUGGUGAUUGUUUGCAAUGUUAAUCAUAAUGUAAGUCAUGCAAUCAAUUUUCAUCAUUUUGUCUUGAAUGUUCAGACAAGUCACAAAAUCCGAUUAAUGGAAUAUGUUAAAAGUGCAAAUCUGGUUAUUAUCUAAUUCAUGACACUUGUUAAUCAGUCUGUGGAGAUGGGAUUGUAGUUGGAGAAGAGGAGUGUGACGAUAGCAAUAAUAAUAACUUGGAUGGUUGUAAUUCUUUUUGUAAAGUUGAGUCUAAUUACAAAUGUUCAGAUUCAUCUUGUAUACCACUUCCAGAAAUCAAAAAGGAGGUAAACCUACAAUAGAAUAAUCAAGUUAUAAUAUCUCUCCAAAAUAUUAAUUCAAAUUGUUCUUUCGUUUCAUUAUGGAUUGAAUAAAUUUCAGCUGAAAAUUAUUAAUAUAAUGUUUCACAAUUUGAGUCAACUUAAGAUUCAGGUAUGAAAUGCGUAAUUGAUUUUUUAUUUUAACAAGAUGUUAAGCCAUUUAACUUGAUACAUGUUCUAGUCAAAAAGAGAACAAGAAUAUUAUCUGAUUCUGACCUUGUUGAAUUACUAGUUUAACCAUAAAAAAAGUAUUAUUAUUCAUACUAAUAAUAAGAGGAUGCAAAUAUUAUGUAUUAAAUGUAUUGCGUUAUAUUGUAUUUUUUUUUGGGAAUGAUUCCGAUAUCUAUAUUUUUCAACUAAUUUGA
Paramecium octaurelia is the source of this 4098-nucleotide messenger RNA. Lineage: Eukaryota; Ciliophora; Oligohymenophorea; Peniculida; Parameciidae. The record is from the annotation of a GenBank genome assembly.